CGGCACUCACUCACAGGACCACCAAGCGAAUGUAGAGGAUCGCCUGCCAUAUCUCCACGAUUGUUGUUGGUAAUGGGGAAUGGGAUUGUCUCCGUCCUCCCUUCCCCUUGCCCCUCCUCACUCCCUGGCGCCGUCGCCGGCACCAGCAUCUCCACUGCAACCACUCGCCCUGCCGUGAUUCUACCAGGGCUUGGGAAUAACACCGGAGACUAUCAUAGACUGGUAUCAACGCUCAGAGAAGCUCAUGGCAUCCCUUCGGUGGUCGCCAAGGUGUCGCGGGUCGAUUGGCUCCGGAAUGCUGCUGGUGUUCUUGACCGUAACUAUUGGAAGGGUACCCUCCGCCCUCGCCCAGUGCUCGAUUGGUAUCUGGAAAGAGUCGACCAAGCUGUAUCUGAAGCUAAGAUGCUCUGCCGGCAAGGUGAGAGGAUUUCACUGAUCGGUCAUUCAGCUGGGGGAUGGCUUGCCCGUGUUUACAUGCAAGAAUUUGGUACUGCCAAUGUGGCUUUGCUGCUGACCCUUGGAACUCCUCACUUGCCACCUUCAAAGGGUUCCCCUGGAGUCUUUGAUCAAACCAGAGGUCUCUUGGAUUAUGUUGAGAAGUAUUGUUCGCCAGCUCUUUAUACACCAGAAUUGAGAUAUGUAUGUAUUGCUGGAAGGUACAUUCAAGGAGCUCACUUCGGUGGGGAUGAUAAAAUAAUUUCAAAUGAGGUCGGGAAACUUGGGGGCACAUUUGAAUUAGCAAUGGAUAGUGGCAAUCAGCCCCCCUUAGCUGGUCCUACCCUACGUGCCCGUUUCAUUGGUCAGGGAUACAAGCAGGUGUGUGGGCGUGCGGAAGUGUGGGGAGAUGGUGUUGUUCCUGAAAUUUCGGCACAUCUGGAAGGUGCACUAAAUAUUAGCUUGGAGGGGGUAUACCAUUCUCCAGUAGGUUCUGAUGACGAGUCACGGCCAUGGUAUGGAUCUCCGGCUAUAGUUGAAAAAUGGGUGCAUCAUCUUCUUGCUUGAUGGAUCCCUCUAUUCUUCUGGUGAUUAUUCAAUCAAGUUUCAUUUAAAUUAGGUGGAUGAUUGAAUGAUUGACUGCAUGCCCAAUUCAUUGUGCUUGGGUUAUAAUAUCACUAAAAGAAUAUUUCAAUUUAUGAACAGUUAUUUUCGUUUUUAA
Molecule: messenger RNA, 1156 nt
Organism: Dioscorea cayenensis subsp. rotundata (Guinea yam)
Lineage: Eukaryota; Viridiplantae; Streptophyta; Magnoliopsida; Dioscoreales; Dioscoreaceae
Exons: 6
Coding region: 73-1002 (309 amino acids)
Cellular component (GO): chloroplast
Molecular function (GO): hydrolase activity, acting on ester bonds
Source: RefSeq, a predicted model, not a curated record